Molecule: messenger RNA, 6222 nt
Organism: Equus caballus (horse)
Lineage: Eukaryota; Metazoa; Chordata; Mammalia; Perissodactyla; Equidae
Source: RefSeq, a predicted model, not a curated record
AGCCCACGUAGGCAGUAACUCCUGGAUGUAGCAGUUUCCGCCUCUGCCCUGGAAGCCCCUCUGGUGUUGACAACGCCCAGCGAGUCUGGAUGAGGACAGGUUUGGAGCAAUGCUGCAGAGUGGUCUGUCAGCAGAGGAGGCCUAGGGGUUCAGCAGACUUCUCAAGGCCGAGGAAUCUGUGCCACCCGAAUUGUUUGAUCCAGUGAAUCUGCAAGGAAAGGUCUCUGAGGCCCCUGUCUGCUGACUGCAUGAGAAACCCUAAAGGAAAUGCCAGUCGUGAUGGCCCGGGACCUGGAGGAAACAGCAUCAUCCUCAGAGGAUGAGGAGGCGGUAAGCCAAGAGGACCAUCCAUGUAUCAUGUGGACUGGAGGCUGCAGGAGAAUUCCGGUUUUGGUAUUCCAUGCUGAGGCUAUUCUGACAAAGGACAACAAUAUUCGAGUAAUUGGAGAACGUUAUCAUUUGUCUUACAAGAUUGUGCGAACAGACAGUCGCCUGGUACGCAGCAUUCUGACAGCCCAUGGAUUUCAUGAAGUUCACCCAAGCAGCACUGACUAUAACCUAAUGUGGACAGGAUCCCACCUGAAGCCCUUCUUGCUUCGCACCCUCUCUGAAGCACAGAAGGUUAAUCACUUUCCCAGGUCAUAUGAACUAACCCGGAAGGACCGAUUGUACAAAAACAUCAUUCGAAUGCAGCAUACGCAUGGCUUCAAGGCUUUCCACAUCCUCCCUCAGACCUUCCUGCUGCCGGCUGAGUAUGCGGAAUUCUGCAAUUCAUAUUCAAAGGACCGGGGACCUUGGAUAGUAAAACCUGUGGCCUCUUCUAGGGGGCGGGGCGUCUACCUGAUCAACAACCCAAACCAGAUUUCCCUGGAAGAGAACAUCCUGGUCUCCCGCUACAUCAACAACCCCCUGCUCAUAGAUGAUUUCAAGUUUGAUGUGCGCCUCUAUGUGCUGGUGACUUCCUAUGAUCCCCUUGUCAUCUACCUCUAUGAAGAAGGAUUGGCUAGAUUUGCAACUGUGCGAUACGAUCAAGGAGCCAAGAACAUUCGGAACCAGUUCAUGCACCUGACAAACUACAGUGUGAAUAAGAAGAGUGGAGACUAUGUCAGUUGUGAUGAUCCAGAAGUGGAGGAUUAUGGGAACAAAUGGAGCAUGAGUGCUAUGCUGAGGUAUCUGAAACAAGAAGGCAGAGAUACAACUGCGUUGAUGGCCCACGUAGAAGACCUGAUCAUUAAGACCAUAAUCUCUGCUGAACUAGCUAUUGCUACAGCCUGUAAAACCUUUGUACCUCAUCGCAGCAGUUGUUUUGAACUCUAUGGCUUUGAUGUGCUCAUAGAUUCUUCUCUGAAGCCAUGGUUGUUGGAGGUGAAUCUCUCUCCUUCUUUGGCCUGUGAUGCGCCUCUGGACCUGAAGAUUAAAGCCAGUAUGAUUUCAGAUAUGUUCACUGUUGUAGGAUUUGUGUGCCAAGAUCCUGCCCAGCGGGCAUCAACCCGGCCACUUUAUCCCACCUUUGAGUCUUCCAGGCGAAACCCUUUCCAGAAACCUCAGCGUCCAGUAUCUGCACAGUUUCAAUCAUCAGACACCAAACAGCGUUCCCGUCCACUCUCUGCCAGUGAUGCGGAAAUGAAAAACCUUGUGGGUUCAGCCCGGGAGAAGGUGCCGGGGAAGUUAGGUGGUUCUGUGCUCGGUCUGUCAAUGGAGGAGAUCAGAGUUUUACGAAGAGUGAAGGAAGAGAACGAUCGGAGAGGUGGAUUUAUUCGCAUAUUCCCUACAUCAGAGACAUGGGAAAUAUAUGGGUCCUACCUCGAACACAAGACCUCCAUGAACUAUAUGCUGGCAACACGGCUCUUCCAGGACAGGGGAAACCCAAGAAGAAGCUUAUUGACAGCAAGAACACGAAUGGCUGCUGAUGGAGCACCAGAAUUGAAAGUCGAGAGUAUGAAUUCAAAGGCAAAGCUGCAUGCUGCUCUUUAUGAGAGGAAGCUCCUGUCUUUGGAGGUGCGAAAACGUAGACGUCGGAGUGGCAGAUUGAGGGCAAUGAGGCCAAAAUACCCAGUGAUUACUCAUCCAGCUGAAAUGAAUGUUAAAGCUGAGACAGAGAGUGAAGAGGAGGAAGAAGUUGCUUUAGACAAUGAAGAUGAAGAACAGGAAGCUUCCCAGGAGGAGUCUGCAGGGUCCCUUGGAGAAAAUCAAGCCAAAUACACACCCUCAUUGACCGUUAUGGCAGAACAUUCACCCAAAGAAAAUGCCGUGAAAGUUCCUGAAUGGAAUAAUAAAGGUGAACAGUGCUGCAAAAUUGAGACUCAGGAGUCAGAGCCUAAAUUCAACCUGAUGCAGAUUCUGCAAGAUAAUGGCAAUCUUAGCAAAGUACAGGCCCGAAUAGCAUUCUCUGCCUAUCUCCAGCAUGUUCAAAUUCGCCUGAUGAAAGACAGUGGAGGUCAGACGUUCAGUGCCAGUUGGGCUGCCAAAGAGGAUGAACAGAUGGAGCUGGUGGUUCGUUUCCUCAAGCGAGCAUCAAGUAACCUCCAGCACUCACUGAGGAUGGUAUUACCCAGUCGACGAUUGGCACUUCUAGAACGCAGAAGAAUCCUGGCCCACCAACUGGGUGACUUUAUCAUUGUGUACAACAAGGAAACAGAACAAAUGGCUGAAAAGAAAUCGAAGAAAAAACUUGAGGAAGAAGAGGAAGAUGGGGUGAAUACGGAAAACUUUCAAGAGUUCAUCAAACAAGCAAGUGAGGCUGAACUGGAGGAGGUGUUGACUUUUUAUACCCAAAAAAACAAGUCUGCAAGUGUCUUCCUGGGGACUCACUCAAAAAGUUCUAAAAACAGCAACAGCUAUUCUGAUAGCGGGGCAAAGGGUGAUCACCCUGAGACAACAGAAGAAGUGAAAAUAAAGCAACCCAAACAGCAACAGGCAACAGAAAUUCACUCUGAUAAAUUAUCUCGAUUUACCACUUCAGCAGAAAAAGAGACUAAAUUAGUCUAUACCAAUUCUUCCUCUGCUGCUUUCUCUGGUCCUACUGCUACUCUUCUGCAGAAAAUUCCCAACACCCAUUUUUCAUCUGUUGUUACAACCUCUGACCUCUCAGCAGGGCCUGGCCACCAUUCUUCUUUAUCUCAGAUCCCUCCAGCUAUCCCCAGCAUGCCUCACCAGCCAACAAUUUUACUGAGCACCGUCCCUGACAGUGCUUCUCCCUCUAUACGUCCUGGAACACAGAGCAUACCAAGCCCCGCUGGCCUGCCACGCUGUCGAUCAGGCAGUUACACCAUUGGUCCCUUUUCCUCUUUCCAAAGUGCUGCACACAUCUAUAGCCAGAAACUGUCUCGUCCCUCUUCAGCAAAGGCAGCAGGUUCAUGCCAUCCAAACAAGCAGCAUUCAGGAGUAGCCAAAACACAAAAGGAGGGAGAAGAUGGUUCUUCGCACAGCAAACGAUACAACCAAAGCAUGGUGACGGCCGAACUUCAGCGGCUGGCUGAGAAGCAGGCAGCAAGGCAGUAUUCGCCGUCCACGCACAUCAGUCUCCUCACCCAGCAGGUAACAAACCUGAAUUUGGCAAGUGGCAUCAUAAACAGAAGCAGUGCUUCAACUCCCCCCACCCUUCGGCCUGUCCUCAGUCCUGCUGGCCCGACAUGGUCAAUACAGUCAGACUCCCAAGCUCCUGAGAGCCACUCCACCCCUCCUGGAAGCAGGAGCCUCCAAACAGGUGGCUUUGCCUGGGAGGGAGAGGUAGAGAACAACGCGUAUAGCAAGGCUACAGGGGUGGUCCCCCAGCACAAGUAUCACCCCACAGCAGGCAGCUACCAGCUCCAUUUUGCCCUGCAGCAGCUUGAACAACAAAAACUUCAGUCCCGGCAGCUUCUGGACCAGAGUCGAGCCAGGCACCAGGCCAUCUUUGGGAGCCAGACACUACCUAACUCCAAUUUAUGGACAAUGAGCAAUGGUGCAGCUUGCAGAAUUUCAAGUGCCACAGCUAGUGGCCAGAAGCCAACCACUCUGCCACAAAAAGUGGUGCCACCUCCAAGUUCUUCCUCCUCCCUGGUCCCCAAACCUCCAUCCAAUCACAAACAAGUUCUCCGAAAGGCAACAUCCCAGAGGGCUCCCAAGGGCUCCUCCACAGAAGGGCAGCUGAACGGCCUCCAGAGCAGCCUUCACGCUGCAGCCUUUGUGCCCAUCACCAGCUCCACAGGAUCUUUGGAACCUCCCCAAGUUAUUUUCGCCAGAUCCAAACCCUUGCCCACACAAUCUGGAGCCCUUGCUAUAGGACAGAGAAAAUCAAAGUCGGUGAAGUCAGGGCCAAUUUAAGAUCCUGCUCACACUAAAAGAUGAGCCACGAGCUCGGAGGAAGAACCUGUGCACUGCUCCUGCUCCUCCUGGGUGUGUGACCGCGGGGGGAGUGUCCACCAGCGCUGCAGGGGGGCCGUGGUAUUUUUUUGCUGCCUCAGUCCCCAGAGCCUUCGAGCAGAAGUGGCAGUACGCUGUUGCCAGUAGCCAAUCCAGACUUUUACUGAGACGACAGGAAAACACAGCUGGGUUGUGAUGGAUCUUGGCAGUGGGGACAUUCAACUGAUGCAUUAUAUACCCCGUCAGAGCACACGUGUAUCUUUUACCCUUUUUACCCCCGCCCCCAACCUGCUUAGGUCUUCUCUGUCCCUCUCCUGCUACCACACAGAGAUGAUAUAAAAGAGGCUCUUUGGCUAUUUGCAUUUUGCUUCCUCUUCUUUUCCAGAUUGCAGUAUUAAGCUUUGCUUCCUACAAACCUAAAAUCCCAACGUUAUCUACCAGAGUUGUUCUUCCACUUUCAGGGUUUGGGGGGAAGGGGAGCUCACAUCACGAGUUUCCCGGAGAGUGGAGAAAAUGUGCUGCUGCCCACAUGAGCCACGGUAAAGACACCCUUUGGAAUUACUGAUUUCUAAAAUUAAUAAAGUAAUUCUAUUUUUAUUUUCUUCUUUCCAUUUACUAAUUUCCCAACAAUCAGUAUUCGCAAACAAGACUGAAAUGGGACCAACUUCUCCUUUUAUUUCAUUGCUGAGCAAUUUUUUAAACUUCAUUUUAGAAAUGUGAGCUAGAAAGAGAUAUUUUAUUCUUACAUUCAGUUUCAGCAGAUGGUGGGUCCAGGCUGUUCCCCACGGGUGGCUCCCGCCCCUGGGAAGCUGCUGUGUGCAAAUGUCUCCGUUAUCAGACCACAACAGACAGGUCCUCCGGUGGCACGUGAAUGUGUAUCCAGUUGCACCUUGUUUACCUAAACAGCUCAUCAGAGUGAUGCGGCACGGCCCCUGACUGCUUUCCACUAAAACUCUGCUCUGGCUUCCUCGUCUGUCCCAGCUCCUCUCCAGCUUCUGCUGGAGAAAAGGUUGAAAGGUGGCUGCAGAGCCCACUGAAGAAUUGACUUAGCUGCCCUAGGGAGUUACAGGGUGAGAAUCCAGAGUCUGGGGUUUCUACAGGAUGCUAAAGACUCAGCAGUGAAACCUCAAAAGAAAAAUGACACCCAAAAAGGCAGAGAGAAAAGGGACUUUAUUGCCUUCUUAGCGAAUGAACACAGGUUUGAGCACAUUGAAGUGUUUUGUUUGCUUGUGAAGGAUGAAGUCUGUCGAUUGCAGGAGAGAAGAGAGGAUGCGUCCCAUCCUAAUGGGGCUUCUGGGUAGAGUGUGAGGACCAUCUUAACCGUUUGCUAACUUGGUUGUGAAUUGGUUAGGAGGCAAAUUCGAAUUCCUUCAUAGUCCCCUGCUGAUGUGUAGACUUGGGAAAUAAGAUGUUUAGGGAGACUCAACAUAUGGAUCUUGUGAAAAAGGAUAAGAAGCUAUGAGCCCUAUCAAAGGACUUUUAGACCAGCUAGAGUGCUUGGAAUGGCCCUAGGUAACCAUCAAAAUUGAGUCCUCAAGCUAAUUGCUUAGUGUGCUCACCAUGUGCUGAUCAGGCACAAGACCGGACUCCAGAUCUCCCCCUUCAUGACUCAAGUACUUUCAAGUCAUUUUUACUGGCACUGGACUUCUCUUGGUAAUAAACCAGACAGAUCAUACGAUCCUCCUUUCAACAGCAGUGUCCCUCCUUACCUUUCCCCAAAACAAGCGUGUAUUUUUGAAGACGGACAGAAUGGUUCAAGUUUCUGUAGUGCCUGUAAAUGACAUGUGGAAUGGGGAGGCUGGACUGCAGACCCCUCCCGUAUUUAUAUCUGCUGAUUAAGAUAAGAAUAGAGCUCUAACAUAAAAAGAAGGUUUGGAA